Rhagoletis pomonella (apple maggot) is the source of this 1029-nucleotide messenger RNA. Its product is annotated as protein rhomboid-like. Gene Ontology annotation, cellular component: membrane. The record is from RefSeq and is a predicted model, not a curated record. The transcript is spliced from 4 exons. The annotation marks the transcript as partial. Lineage: Eukaryota; Metazoa; Arthropoda; Insecta; Diptera; Tephritidae. Gene Ontology annotation, molecular function: calcium ion binding; serine-type endopeptidase activity.
UCCAUUCAUUUCCAGCAUGACGCCGAUGGCGAUGGCUACAUUGGCAUACACGAACUCAAAGGUCUUAUCAAUGCUGGUCUCUGCAGUGAUAUUCCUGAUUAUAUUGCUGCGCAAAUUUUACAAAAAUCAGAUGAUGACAAUGAUGGUCGUUUGGAUUUUGAAGAAUUCUAUCGGAUGUCUCAAACGCAUAAAUGGAUGAUAAGAAAUAUAUUGACCAAGUAUUGUCGGUUGGUUGUGCCGCCGCCAAAAGCAAUCGAAGGCGAUCAAUUGGAUGGUGUCUACGAAAAGCAAAUGUCCGUUUGCCCACCCCCACUAACUAUGGUUAUGUUCUCUAUAAUCGAAAUUUUGUUCUUCUUGGUAGAUGUUAUACAUUUUCAAGAUGAUCCCAACAACACUGCCAACAUUGGUGAGAAUACUAAUGGUCCUGCCGCGACAAUAUUCAUCUACAAUCCCUACAAACGUUACGAGGCUUGGCGUUUUGUCACUUACAUGUUCGUGCAUGUCGGUUUAAUGCAUCUCUUCAUGAAUCUGGUUAUACAAAUAUUCUUGGGUGUCGCUUUGGAGCUCGUCCAUCACUGGUGGCGUGUGGCCUUAAUUUAUUUGGCUGGCGUACUGGCUGGUUCGAUGGGCACCUCUUUAACAAGUCCAAGGAUUUUCUUAGCUGGUGCUUCUGGUGGUGUUUAUGCUUUGAUUACGGCGCACAUUGCCACCAUCAUUUUGAACUACAAGGAAAUGGAAUACGCCAUUGUGCAGUUAUUUGUAUUUCUCAUAUUUUGCUUUACGGAUUUGGGUACUUCAGUUUAUCGUCAUUUGACAGAUCAGCACGAUCAAAUCGGUUACAUAGCACAUUUGUCCGGUGCCGUGGCAGGCCUGCUAGUGGGUAUAGGUGUGCUAAGAAAUUUGGAGGUCCGCCGAUGGGAAAAAAUACUCUGGUGGAUCGCUGUUAUACUUUACUUUUCGCUAAUGAUGACUGGUGUGUUGAUACAUGUACUCAUGCCGGCCUAUUUUCCCCGCCAGGAAUUCAAUUAA